Messenger RNA from Metarhizium acridum CQMa 102, 1464 nucleotides. RefSeq lists its product as uncharacterized. NCBI's taxonomy places the organism in Eukaryota, Fungi, Ascomycota, Sordariomycetes, Hypocreales, Clavicipitaceae. Gene Ontology annotation, cellular component: membrane. Gene Ontology annotation, biological process: transmembrane transport. The record is from RefSeq and is a predicted model, not a curated record. Gene Ontology annotation, molecular function: transmembrane transporter activity.
AUGACUUCGGCGGAGGCGACAGGCAAUGCCACCGAUGGGCGUCGCCCGCCGUCGCCAAUCCCUCUGAGCGAGGGCGGUGCCCGAGGCUCAUCAACGCCUCACAGUGAAUCGGACGACGAUGCCGUGGCCAAUGUUGCGACUGCAGAGCCUGUCCCUCCUAAUGGGGGGUAUGCGUGGGUUUGCACAUUUGCCGUGUUUCUCAUCAACGCUCAUACCUGGGGUAUAAACGCCUCGUGGGCCGUCAUCAUGGCUCAGUACUCGACCAACGAGGAGGCCAUUCAGGCCUCGCAUCUCGAAUUCGGGCUCGUGGGCGGCCUCUCCAUCUCCCAGGCCCUCCUCAUCUCGCCCAUUGUCACCGUCGUCCGGAAACGCAUCGGCGCCCGAUGGACCAUUCUCAUCGGCACCAUGCUGAUAUUCCUGUCCCUCCUUACGUCCUCCUUCGCCUCCAGCAUCUGGCACCUGGUUCUCGCCCAAGGCUUCUGUUUCGGCUGGGGCAUGGGCUUCGCCUACAUCACCGCCUCUGCGCUUCUGCCUCCCUGGUUUUCCUCCCGCCGAAGCCUGGCCGUUGGCUUCGCGACGGCAGGCUCCGGUAUUGGUGGUCUACUGUACAGCAUCGUGACCGACCGCAUCAUCCACGCCUGGGGUCUGGCCUGGGCGUACCGUGUGCUUGCCGUUGCUGCGCUGUCCGCCAACCUCCUGGCUGCGUUCCUGCUGCGGGACCUCAACACCAGGCCGCGUGCUGCGGUGACGGGCGAGAUCCGCUCAAGCAGCUUCAACCCGCGCGACUUUGGGCGAGUCGAGGUCCUCCUCAUUGUUGUCUGGGGGUUCGCCACGGAGCUGGGGUACAUCAUCCUCCUGUACUCGCUGCCCAUCUACGCCGCAUCCAUCGGUCUCACGCCGGCCCAGGGCUCGGUAGCAAACGCCCUGCUCAAUCUCGGCCUCGCCAUCGGCCGGCCGCCUCUGGGCUACCUCAGCGAUGUCUUUGGCCGCAUCAGCGUGGCCGGGGCGACGACCAUGCUCUGCGCCAUCUUUUGCUUCGCCCUGUGGAUCCCGGCGCAGUCGUUUGCGCCUCUUUUGCUCUUUGCUCUUGUUUCCGGUACGCUCUGCGGCACCUUUUGGUGCACAAUCACGCCCGUCCUGGCCGAGGUUGUGGGCAUUGCAAAGUUUGCCAACACUUUUGGCGUUAUCUGCAUCGGGCUAGUUCUGCCCACGACGUUUGCGGAACCCAUCGCCAUAAAACUUGUGGAAGGGGAUCCCAACAGCAAUAGGGCCUUUAUCCACGCGCAGCUGUUUGCGGGAUUCAUGUUCCUUAUCGGGUCGGUGUGUCUGUGGCUAUUGAGGUGUUGGAAGAUCUUUACCGAUGUCGAGAUGCGAGGCGAGUCGAUGACUACCCUUGAGAGACAGCAUCGAUACUGGGUUUCCUGGAUCACGCCUCAAAUGAUAUUUAGCACGCAGCGGGUGUAG